Molecule: messenger RNA, 2533 nt
Organism: Cydia strobilella
Lineage: Eukaryota; Metazoa; Arthropoda; Insecta; Lepidoptera; Tortricidae
Product: rhomboid-related protein 2-like
Exons: 5
Coding region: 385-1368 (327 amino acids)
Cellular component (GO): membrane
Molecular function (GO): serine-type endopeptidase activity
Source: RefSeq, a predicted model, not a curated record
CGGUAGUUCGAAGCUCGUAGCGCAGUCAGCUGGGCGUUAUCAAGGAGGGUAAACGCGUCUGAUUACUUAUCUCACAGAUAAACUUUAAUUGCUUGUCUAGUAUUAGUAGUCUGUUAAUCGACUGUUUAUGUGCGAAUGGAUUGUACGUACUCUGUGUAAAUAAAAAAGAAAAUAAAGACGCGUAGGUAUAUCAAAACGUAUAUCUAAGUGAAGUUUAAAAGUGAGACAAAUCGUGAAGGUUUGUAGUUUUUGUUAAUAGUGGCGUCAAAAUGUGGUGUUAAGAUUGAACAUAGUGUUAAAUGAGUUAAAUGAAUGAGCCUACUAAUAGUGUUGUGUUCCUGCCGACGCAAGCGACAGGUUGACGGAAAAUGGUAGUUGGUCGCGAUGGCGCCCGAUGCCGACGUCGAGGACCGAGCGGGCUACAGACCGGUACCUGUGCAUGUACCACGAGGUACUCCAAGACGCGUGGCGCCUUCCCGACCUCCAGCGACCCGAGCGUGGCUCGAACGGGAGACCAGAAGCCCUGGCGAGCACCGCCGUCUCCUCGACUCCCCACCAAGCCCCAUACUCCAAGCCGGUCUCACGCUUGGAGUGUGGGAUGUUCUCAAGAAACAGAAGCAAGAAAAGCCAAUAGAAGAAAAGCCGAAAGUUAAAACGAAGUUUCAGAAGAGAUCGGAGAAGUUGUACGCUGUUCUCAAACCGCCUUAUUUUAUACUCACCGUUAUUAUUAUAAUCGUAGCAAUGUACCUGUGGGGCUCGGAGCGCGCGCGCAUGCGUCUGGAGUGGUCGCCGGGCGCGUGGUGGCGGGAGCCGUGGAGACUGCUGUCUUAUGGCGUCAUACACGCCUCGGCAACACACUUGGCUACGAACGCCAUCGUUGCCCUUGCGGUGGGCUGGGUGCUGGAGCGUGAGCAAGGCCGCGCCCGCGUGUGCGCGAUAUGGGCGGCGGGGCUGGCGGCGGGCGCGCUAGGCGCCGGAGCAUUACAACCGCGAGUACGCGUUGUUGGAGCGUCCGCAGCCGUCUAUGCGUUGUUGACAGCGCAUCUGCCUAACGUUUGCCUUAGAUUCGGCCACAUCCCGCUCUGGUGGUUCCGGCCUCUUAGCGUGGUGGUGCUGGCGACAUCAGAGACGCUAAGCUGGGUGCUGCUGCGCACGCCAGCAGACGCCUGGGAUGUUGCACCAGUGGCCUGGUCCGCUCACGCCCUCGGAGCCGCUGUCGGCAUCCCUGUCGGCUUCCUCGUCUUCUCAGGAGAAAACUCCAAUAAAACACCUAUUUUAAUCGCCAGGUUUAUCUCUGCCUUAGCAUUAAUAGGAGGGACAACCCUAGCAACAAUCCAUUAUGUAUUCUGGCAUGAGCUGGAUACAUGACGCACAAUUAACAGCCUUAAAGAGGCGACUUAAAGUGCAAUUUCCUCCGUCCGCUAUUACAUUAGCUUUUGAUGGAAUUUAUACCUUUGUAGGUAAUUCAGCACCAAAGGAAUGAUGCAGAUGAUCGCAACAGUCUUCCUUAACGUAUUGUUAUUGUUAAAAUUUUCUAGUUUAUUUUCAUGUUGGUAAACAUGGGAAUAUUGGUUGCUGAAAAUGUAUGACUAUACAGAGCGUAUGGCUUUUUGGUUAUUUAUUAGCACAGGUUUUUGUGUUGGAUAUUGUGAUAUGAUGCUUUUAAAUCACGCGUGGCCAUACUCCCUGUUCUCAAAUAUUUCGUAUUUGUUUCAUAGAACUAUAUAAUAAAAAUAAAAUUGAGCUUUUAGAAAGAGCGAGCGUAAGUUAAAGCUAUCUCUUGUGAUAGGUGUUGUGCCUGGUGGCCAACGUUUUUUGGCCUUUUAUCAGACUUUCAACUGUUUUUCGGUUCUAUGAAACCAACGAGAAGUAUUUCUCUCGGCUCAGUACUUAGUAUUAAGUCUUGAUUUCUAUGAAAUCGAAUAUUUAAGAUUGUUUUGCAUCAAAACGUUGGGUUCAAAUGGCUUGUGAUUACAUGUUACUCGUAUAUAUAACUUUAUUAUAAGCAUUAUUAUAUAUUUAAGAAUAUUUGUAUGGUUACGGAGAAGUGACUUAUUUUUAAUUUGACGUAUUUUAAACCAAAGAAUGUAAACAAUUAUUGACAUUUUCCAAAUUGAUAGUAUUGCUCAGAAUUUGUACCGUCUUUCAAUGACUGAGAUUCCAUUUAAUUUCUGUUAUUAUUUUUCUUACUUUGGGCCAAUUGGGCUAAAGGAAAGCUUUAUGGUGAGCUGUUUUACUGGUUACCGAGGGAUAAUAAGCGUAGAUAUCAUUUGUAAAAUAACUUUUAUCAAGCAGAUACGUUGCGAGCGAUACUAAUUUAGUUUAGUAGCUAGUGGGUUAGCACAUUCGUUCUGGUGAAUUCUCAAUAUAAAACAAGCUUGUAUGUCUUUCACUCUGGCAGAUAGCUGGGUCCUUCUCAAGGGUAUUAUUGACCUGCUUAUUAGAAUUAUUUAGUUACCUAACUACUUGUAUUCAUUUCAUACUACUGUGACCAUAAAGUCCAAAUUAUUUUUUGUUAAAAUCUGGCUUGUGA